GUGACGCCUGGGCCCAAACAGGCCGGAAGUGACCGGAGUCGCCUCUUCGGGUCAUUCCCGGAAGCGGUGGGGCUCGCCGCGUCCUUGGCCGGGUGGGGCGGGCGGCGCCGGUCUCGAGCGCACCUGACGGACGGUUUCUGCCUCGCCCCCAAGUUACGGGACCUGGACGGCAUGCUGGGCUCCGGGUUCAAGGCUGAGCGCUUGCGCGUUAAUCUCCGUCUCGUCAUUAAUCGUCUGAAAUUGUUGGAGAAAAAGAAAACUGAGUUGGCCCAGAAGGCCCGGAAGGAAAUUGCUGAUUAUCUCUCCGCUGGCAAGGAUGAACGGGCUCGUAUCCGUGUGGAGCACAUUAUUCGGGAGGAUUACCUGGUGGAAGCCAUGGAGAUCUUGGAGUUGUAUUGUGACCUGCUUUUAGCUCGCUUUGGCCUCAUUCAUUCAAUGAAAGAGCUGGACUCUGGCCUGGCAGAAGCAGUGUCUACCCUCAUCUGGGCAGCUCCUCGAUUGCAGUCAGAGGUGGCUGAGCUGAAAAUUGUUGCUGAUCAGCUAUGUGCUAAAUACAGCAAGGAAUAUGGCAAGCUAUGCCGAAGCAACCAGAUUGGAACGGUUAAUGACAGGUUAAUGCAUAAGCUGAACGUAGAAGCACCUCCUAAAAUCCUGGUGGAGAGGUACUUGAUUGAGAUUGCCAAGAACUACAAUGUGCCCUAUGAACCGGAUUCUGUGGUCAUGGCUGAGGCUCCUGCAGGUGUAGAAGCAGACUUGAUCGAUGUAGGAUUUGUGGAUGACAUCAAGAAAGGUGGUGGUGGCGGCAGCGGUGGCUUCAUGGCCCCAUUACCUGGACCCGAAGGAGUCUUGCCCCUGCCGAUGCCGUCUCCAGUUCCUCCUUUCUCCUACCCACGUCCAAAGGGGCCGGAGAGCUUCAAUGGGCUACCCGUGGGUACUUACCAACCAUUCACUGGCCUUCAUCCUCCUCCAAUUCCAGCAAUUCCUCCAACAUAUGAAUCUGUGUAUGAUGAGAAUACUGACAAGGAAGCGCCAUCCUUACAUGUUGUGACUGGUCCACAUGUGAAGCCAGAAGCCAAGGGGCAGCCACCAGUCCCCAUGCCCCGUUCGGGCGAUCGCUUUGUGUUGCCAGAGUUGCCAUCUGUGCCAGAUACACUGCCUGCUGCUUCUGCUGGCACCAGCACAUCUGCCUCAGACGAGAUUGACUUUGAUGAUCUGUCCCGGAGGUUCGAGGAGCUGAAAAAGAAAACUUAAGAGCUGCAUACCCUGUUGCUGUAAUGGGUGCUUUUUCCUCACUUCCUUGUCUUCCUCUUGGCCUUUCUUCUUGCUCUACUUACACCAAAUUGUGCUGCUCUGUGGGUGCUUUGGAGCCCUUCCCAGAUGGGAGCAAGAAGCCAUUCCCCUGUGCUGCCUCGGUGGCCCUAGAUAAUCUCUUCUCAGGGGGGCGGCGUGGAGGUGAUGUGAGUAGCAGCUCCUUUGGAUAAAAGACAGGACAGCAACUGUAGCUGGAUGAGUCUAGACAACUUGGUGGAACAGGGGCACACUCCCCUACCUCCUGGGCAUAUAUACUGUGGAAAGGGCUGCCUUAAGGCCUCUGCUAGCUUGAUGUUGCCUGGUGUGUUCUCAGGGAGCCCUUAGUGCAGUCACUGCUUUUCUCUGGGAGGGAAGCCAGAGCCAAGACUAUCUGAGGGUCCUGCUGAUGCAGCAGCCUGUGUGCGUGAGGUGGGCAGGCGGAGGUACGCUCCUUGAGGCAAACCAGUUGCAGGCUUGGCUCGGAGAGACUGGAAGAGACUGCCUCAGCAGGGUCCAGCAGGCUGGGUAUGGGACCAUUGCUCGGUGGGUGUCACAUCUAGGUUUCCAACCCCCACCUUGUCCAUGUUUGGCCUGUGGGACAAAGCCAUUGAUGGCAGCACCACCACAGCACCAUCUGCUAUGAUGCCCAGAGGAAACUUCUGCUCUCUCAUGAAAUGCCUCUUUAUGUAAUUUGUUCACAUGGCUUUUCUGGGACAAUUUUGAUGGUUCAUGCCUCCUCUGCUCUGAAUAAACUUGAGUGUGAUCUUCA
This is a messenger RNA of Candoia aspera, 2059 nucleotides long. It is a transcript of the gene IST1, whose product is annotated as IST1 factor associated with ESCRT-III. The transcript has 9 exons. Gene Ontology annotation, biological process: protein transport. NCBI's taxonomy places the organism in Eukaryota, Metazoa, Chordata, Lepidosauria, Squamata, Candoiidae. The record is from RefSeq and is a predicted model, not a curated record. The coding region runs from base 172 to 1251 and encodes 359 amino acids.